Molecule: messenger RNA, 3793 nt
Organism: Coregonus clupeaformis (lake whitefish)
Lineage: Eukaryota; Metazoa; Chordata; Actinopteri; Salmoniformes; Salmonidae
Product: protein mono-ADP-ribosyltransferase PARP9
Exons: 8
Coding region: 191-2545 (784 amino acids)
Biological process (GO): negative regulation of gene expression; positive regulation of type II interferon-mediated signaling pathway
Cellular component (GO): nucleus; cytoplasm
Molecular function (GO): NAD+ poly-ADP-ribosyltransferase activity; transcription corepressor activity; ubiquitin-like protein ligase binding
Source: RefSeq, a predicted model, not a curated record
UAUAGUAGGGUAUGUUUUGCAUCCAAGACGGGGCGUGUUUAAAUGUCAUUUUACUGAUAGUUUCUUUCAGUUUUGAGCUUUGUCGACGACGGCUCGACGCAUAGAAUUCCACAUUUUUAAAUAUCCAUCCAUAAACAUUAGCUGACUUUAGUCCUCAGAACAACAUUGGAUACCCUGUAUUGUGUGAGCCAUGGCCAAGUCAGUGACGAUCCCUCUGGAGGAGGAGAUUGUGAGCAUCCUGGGCCAAUGUGGAUCAGCUCUGACUUACGCCCUGCAAAGCAAGUUUGGAUGUACUGCCGUGCUCCAUGGUGUGGAUGCCGCCAGUGCAGGUGCAGGACAGCCCAAGAAGCCAUUGCCUGAGGUGAGGUUUUCUACCCAGCUGUCCAAGGGCCUCAGGGUGUCUGUAUGGAGGGACGACCUUACCACUCACCGUGGCGUAGAUGCUGUGGUCAACGCGGCCAAUGUGCACCUCAGUCAUGGGGGAGGUCUCGCCAAGGCGCUUAGCGAUGCCGGUGGCCCAGAUAUCCAGCGAGAGAGUGACCAGUACAUAAAGAACAAUGGAAAGUUGUUAACGGGAGAUGCCAUCAUCGCCGCACCUGGAUACCUUCCAUGCAAGAAGAUCAUUCAUGCUGUCGGUCCAAGGCUGUCGUUCAACCCCACAAAAUCCGCUGUUGAUUAUGGCACAACACAACUCCAAAAGGUUGUUGAAAACAUUCUGCAGGUGAUGAAGAAACAGAAUCUGAAGUCUGUCGCCAUUCCAGCCAUAAGUUCUGGUCUGUUCAACUUUCCCCUGUCACUCUGUGCAGACGUCAUUGUUAAAACCCUGAAACAGUACCAUGAUCACCAUUACUCCGGGGCUCCUUUAGAGGUACGCCUGGUCAAUCACGAUGACCUAUCGGUCAGGGAGAUGGAAAGAGCAUGCUGUCAAAUACUGGGGUCAUCAGGUUCACACAGUCAACCAGCGGGGGCUCAGGGGCAGCCACCUAAGGCAUCAUACAGUAAAGUUGUGAGUCAAGGCUCAACUUCAACUUCGAUGAAAAUCAACAAUGUCACUCUGAUCCUCAAAAAAGGAUACAUUGAGAGACAGGAGACGGACGCCAUUGUGAACACAAUUUCUUCCAACCUUGAUUUGUCAUCCGGGGAAAUAUCCAGAGCAAUUCUGGAAAAGGCUGGAAAAGGCAUACAGGAGGAGAUAUUGAAAUGCUUCAGCAACAAUGGUGAAGUUAUUGAGACCACUGGACACAAUUUGUUAUGCACUUCUGUGUAUCACACGAUAUGUCCUUACAAACAUAAACACACAAGUCAAGCAUCUCAAAAGAAUCUUAGUGACAUCAUCUCAAAGUGUCUGGGCAUGGCACAAAACAAACAGCUGUCGUCAAUCUCCUUCCCAGCCAUUGGUACUGGUAUGCUGGGCUUCAACAAGCAAGAGGUUGCCCAGAUUAUGAUGGACACAGCAGGGAAAUUUGCCCAGCAAAACAAUGGAAUGAACAUGGAUAUCUAUUAUGUUAUAUAUCCAGCGGACACUGAGACAUAUAGGGCCUUUGAAGAUGAACUGAAAUCUCUUCAAGGCGCAACACAAUAUUCUCACUCCUUCAACAGUGCCUCCGAUCAAGAAUUUGAGAACACAACUGGCCAUUUUGACUCCAGAGAUGCAAGGAAAAGUGCACAACCAUAUAUCAUGCUCAGCAGUGCCUUUGAUGCGGCGUUGAGAGAGGCCAAAAACUGGUAUUUUGAUGUUUUCUACCCUGCCUUCAAGAAUGUCUUCACCAUUCGUAACAACUUCAUCCAACACUUUGGUCAGCAUGAGUUUGAAAAGCUGCUGAUCUUUCAGACCAAGUGGGAAGCUUCCAUUGAGGUGUUCUUUAAAGAUGGUUGUGCCGGCGUGAACAUCCAGGGGGAUUCUAGAGAUGUCAGAGCUGCUGUAUUAGAGGUGGAAGCCAUGUGCUGCAAAGUCCAAGAGGAUUUUGCAAAAGAAGAGGAGAGUGACAUGGGCCUGAAAACUUCCACCAGUUCCUCAAGGAAGCCUGUAGGCGAGAACAGUUCUGACUAUAGAGAAAGACAGCAGAAUUUUUCCGGAUUUGAAAUUGUCAGGGUUGAGAAAGUGGAGAACAGCGCCCUGAAGCAGGUCUUCGAGCUUAAAAAGAAGCAGUUGGAAGUGUCUACCUCUCAGCGAAUGUACCAGCGCCUGCCAGCGCAAUACUGUGAUCUGCUCAACAGAGUGGGCUUCCAGAGGGAGUUUGCACCACCUGACGAGCAAAAGUAUGGAGAGGGGAUCUACUUCAGUGGCAGCGUGGAUGGGGCAAAGAGGCAGUGGAAAGGCUUGGCUGACGAGGAGUACCUGUACUUCGUUGAGGCGCAGGUGCUGACAGGGAAGUCCACACUUGGCUCACCAGGUCUUAUUGUGCCACCGGAGACCCACAGCAGAGACCCCAUUACUCUGUAUGACAGCGUGAAUGGGGGUGUAGACACCUGUGUCAUCUUCAAUGGUCACCAGGCCCUACCUGAAUAUCUGAUAAUCUGCAAAAAAACAAGCCAUAAGUUCUAAUAAGGAUGAAGUUGAUAAUGGGGGAAAAUAUGUGCUAUUAAGUAAUUUUGUUUUAAAAUAACCAUAUUGAACUUUACUUUGUGCUCUACUCAAGACUAUAUGCAGGACAACUGAAUUUGAUAUAGGUUACCAAUGAAUUCAGAUCAAAUGUAUUAUCCCACCAGGGGGAUAUUCAUUUGGUCAUGUGCUUAAAAAGACGGUACAUGAAAACACAGAAACGACACAAUAGAAUUCAUUAAAAGUGCUAUAGCUACACAUUUAAAGUGAAAGUGUAAUAUGCUAUAUACUCGAGGGACCAACAGACUAUCUAUUAUACAGCCUAAUGGCUGUUGGAAUAAAAGAGUCCCCAUAUCUAUGUGUUUUGAUUUUCUUUUGAAGAAGUCUCUUUCCCCUUGUCCGGCUGGUGCUGUGAAUGAGUGUUGAGUGAAGGGAAUGAGUACUAUCCUGUAAAAUGCUUUCAAGUUUUAGGAGGAUGAGUUUUGUUUAUAGGUUGGUGGCUGAUUCUUGAUCUAUACCAAUUAUCCUUCCCGCCGUCUUAAUCACGCGCUAAAGCUGGACUUGGUCUUGCACUCGCAUGUUUCCAAACACGCAUAUCAGACCAAAGAACAGCACUCUGCAGAACAGAUUUAUAGAGAAGCUUGGUCUGGGUGGAGGAAAAUGAAAUUCUGACAUGUUUGCAUCACAUUUUAUAUAGUUUUUUUUAUUUUUCAUGGUUUAGUUUCAUUUUCUGCUUCAGUAUCAAAGCACUAUGGUUUCAGUUUAUAACCAACAAAAUGAAUGCAGUUUGAAUAAAUGUUAUCAUUUCAUAUUGAUAAUACUGACAAUCCUUUGUUUGUUUUUAUAAUGAAGUAUGAAAAUGUAUGCACUCACUAACUGUAAGUCGCUCUGGAUAAGAGCAUCUGCUAAAUGACUAAAAUGUAAAAAUGUAAUGAGUGCAUAUUGUGAUAGCAUCAUACUUUAUGUAAACAUGCUUUGGUAGAGAGAUUCGCUUUUAUUACACUGGAUGAUACUGCUACAUAAAAAAACAACUCUACACUAGCCUUCAAUGAACAAGGCAAUAAACUAUUUUAUUAGAUGUUUGUAAAAAGGUUAUGGUUCACAACAUUCUGUCAAUUAGUGACUUGGAAGGACUACAGAAUAGUAGUUUGCCAAAUUGCGCUAAACAAUUAAAUAUACUGUAACUGCAUACAUUCUGAUACUGUACUUCCACCUAGUACAUCAAUAAUUAAAAUAUGAUUUGAGUUUUAA